Austrofundulus limnaeus is the source of this 3281-nucleotide messenger RNA. It is a transcript of the gene gclc, whose product is annotated as glutamate-cysteine ligase, catalytic subunit. NCBI's taxonomy places the organism in Eukaryota, Metazoa, Chordata, Actinopteri, Cyprinodontiformes, Rivulidae. Gene Ontology annotation, molecular function: glutamate-cysteine ligase activity. Gene Ontology annotation, biological process: glutathione biosynthetic process. The record is from RefSeq and is a predicted model, not a curated record. Bases 551 to 2470 code for a protein of 639 amino acids. The transcript has 16 exons. Gene Ontology annotation, cellular component: glutamate-cysteine ligase complex.
GGCUCCGCCCAGAACWGUCACAUGUUUGAGACCAGGAGGUGCGUUCAUGUACAACACAGCGUAAGCCACUGCGUGACAAUCAUUCAGGCUGGCUUGAUAACUGUAACAAACACAGGCUCACCUCGCUGUCAGUCGAUGUGUAUCACCUGCUUCGGUCUGUGUUAAGCAACCGAACCGAGGGCACCGGUACCGCUCGUCCGCUUUGACAUCAACUCUCGGUUGUGCUUUAGAGCUAACAAGACAUUAGCAAGUGAUGAGCAGGGGCCUGUCUCCCCAAAAGCUCAGCUAAGCGGUUACCGACCGAGGACGCCGACAGCGACGAGAGACUCGACAUMCUGCCUGUGACCUGCCCCACGGCACCCAAGUCGUUCCGGACUCUGCCGGGUUCGUCGGACCGAGACUUUAUGCUAGUUUCCUGCGAGUUGGACGAACUAGCUCGGUAGCUAACCGUCUAGUCACAGCCCCUCUCUCUGGCGCAUUAUUUUGCAGCUUAAAAAAAAAGCAGCCGGCGGCAGGACACGCUCAGCCAUCCGGGUACUGGKAAUCUGCGAUGGGGCUGCUGUCACAAGGCUCUCCGCUGAACUGGGAAGAGACCAGGAAAUACGCCGACCACAUCCGAAAGCACGGCAUUAUCCAGUUCCUCAACAUCUACAACAAGGUGAAGGAGCGGCAGAAAGAUGUGCUGAAGUGGGGCGACGAGGUCGAGUACAUGUUGGUGGAACUGGACGACAAAGAUAAAAAGGUUCGACUCGUGCUGAACGGCAAAGAUGUUUUGGAAACUCUUCAGGAAAAAGGCGAAAAUAUAAACCCCAAUCAUCCCACGCUUUGGAGACCAGAAUAUGGCAGCUACAUGAUCGAGGGAACUCCAGGGCAGCCGUACGGUGGGACGAUGUCGGAGUUCAACACUGUGGAGAGCAACAUGAGGAAGAGACGUCAGGAGGCGUCAUCGGUCCUGAACCAGAAUGAGACCCUCUGCACCAUCACCUCAUUUCCAAGGUUAGGUUGCCCAGGUUUCACCCAACCAGAGUAUCGGCCGACUCCUGUUGAAAAAGGAGUUUCAAAGUCGCUGUUUUUCCCUGAUGAAGCCAUCAACAGACACCCAAGAUUCAGCACUCUCACAAGAAACAUACGGCAUCGACGAGGCGAGAAAGUUGUUAUAAAUGUGCCAAUCUUCCCAGAUGAGCGCACACCUUCUCCGUUUGUGGAGAAUUUCCCCGAGGACGACGGCGAAGCAGCGAGAGCGGCUCUGCCCGACCACAUCUACAUGGACAGCAUGGGCUUCGGCAUGGGCAACUGCUGCCUGCAGGUGACAUUCCAGGCGUGCAGCAUCAAUGAGGCGAGGUAUCUCUAUGACCAACUAGCAACAUUUUGCCCCAUUGUGAUGGCCUUGAGUGCAGCCUCUCCUUUCUACAGAGGCUACGUGUCGGACAUCGACUGCCGCUGGGGAGUUAUUUCUGCCUCAGUGGACGACAGGACUCCAGAGGAACGUGGACUGAAGCCGUUGAAGAACAACAAAUACAGGAUUUUCAAGUCCAGAUAUGACUCGAUUGACAGCUACUUGUCCUGCUGUGGUGAGAAGUACAACGAUAUUGAUUUGACGAUAGACGAGGAUAUCUACAAGCAGCUGCUCGGUGCAGGGAUCGACAAACUUCUGGCUCAGCACAUAGCUCACCUCUUCAUACGAGACCCGCUCUCUGUCUUUGAGGAGAAAAUACAUUUGGAUGAUGAAAAUGAAUCGGAUCACUUUGAGAAUCUUCAAUCGACCAAUUGGCAGACAAUGCGGUUUAAACCCCCGCCUCCGAACUCUGAGAUUGGGUGGAGAGUUGAGUUUCGCCCCAUGGAGGUGCAGCUAACGGACUUUGAGAAUGCUGCGUAUGUAGUAUUUGUGGUCCUGCUUACCAGAGUGAUCCUGUCUUACAAACUGGACUUCCUAAUCCCUUUAUCAAAGGUUGAUGAGAACAUGAAGAUGGCACAGAAGAGAAAUGCCGUCAUGGAGGGCAUGUUUUACUUCAGGAAAGACAUCUUUAAAGGCUGCAACCCGGUCCUUGACGGCGCUGCUUCUUCUUCUUCUUCUUCUGCUUCUGCUUCUGCUCAGAAUGGCUUGGAGACUGGUUGUGGAAACGAGGAGUACACUUUGAUGAGUAUUGACACAAUCAUCAAUGGAAAGGAGGGAGUAUUUCAGGGGCUUAUCCCAAUCCUUAACUGCUAUUUGGAAAACAUGGAAGUGGACGUGGACACCAGAUGCACCAUUUUGAAUUAUUUAAAGCUCAUCAAGAAGCGUGCCUCAGGCGAACUGAUGACCAUGGCCAAGUGGAUGAGGGAGUUUGUCUCAAAGCAUCCAGAAUAUAAGCAGGACAGCGUCAUAACCGACAAGAUCAACUACGACCUGUUCAAGAAGUGUGACCGGAUUGCAAAAGGCGAAGAGCAAUGCCCCGAGCUUUUUGGGAACCCAGUUAACAGGGUGGAAUAAGAGGUGCUACAGAAAGGCAUUAUCAUUUUGUUUGUUUUUUAUUAGCRUGUAAGACAAAGACCAAACGAAAGCGGUCCAAUCAUGAGAGAACGCAGCAGCUCGUGUGUGUUGUGAAGAAACACACCUGCAUUGAAUAAAUGUACAUACACCGGAUGAGAUUUUUAUGAUCACAGAAUUAUUUUAAUAGGAUGUAUGAAAGGGUUACGUAAUAGAAAAUCAGAUCUGUAUUUAUUUUUGUCUGAAAAUAAAACAUAUCUGUGUGAAAUUGUAAAUGUAGCAGAGAUGUACAGUAGGCUGCUUUUAAUCUGUAAGUACUAUACCUUCUGAGCUUUAAAACAUUAACUUUUGCCUUUUGCUGAGAAGAACUUUCAAAUUUGAUUAAAAUUCCUUUUUUUUUUUUUUCAUUUAAGGAAUGUUUGCUAACAUUGUAGUGGGACCUUAACAUUAGCGUUGCAUUCAUUUGGAAAUAGUGAAACUGUUUCUAAAGUGAUGCAUUUUGAAAAAUAAAACUGUAAAGAUCACAAGGAAUUUGUGUGAUCGAUGUGGCACAGUCCACAUAAAAAUGCAUUCUCCAGCAAAUGUUCAGAAUAUAUAUAACUUGUUUUAGUGACGUCCAUGCUAGUUUUCUUUCCUGUAUUCAGUUAACUGCCUCUUUGUGGGCUGGAAGAGAGAAAAAGUGCUGGCUGUGGAUCGUUUCCAACACCUUGUUGAAUCUGCAAAAUCAAAAAAAUGUUCAACCCAGCAAAGUUUAAUUAAUAAAGUGGCUGGUAAUGAAACUGAACAAACCAACCUAGACCCAAAUAAAACUUGA